This is a messenger RNA of Oppia nitens, 2947 nucleotides long. Its product is annotated as nose resistant to fluoxetine protein 6-like. The transcript has 8 exons. The coding region runs from base 161 to 2947 and encodes 928 amino acids. NCBI's taxonomy places the organism in Eukaryota, Metazoa, Arthropoda, Arachnida, Sarcoptiformes, Oppiidae. The record is from RefSeq and is a predicted model, not a curated record. Gene Ontology annotation, molecular function: acyltransferase activity, transferring groups other than amino-acyl groups.
AAUACAAACAACUACUUCAUUCAUUACUAAGCCAUCGGCAAUAAUAAUAACAACACCAUUACCAGUGCCAACCAAAAUCAGUAAUACAAGUACUCAAACUACAAACUAUACCAAAACUACUGCCUUUCCCAUUACUGUUCCUAAUGAUAGCAAAUCAUCAAUGGAAGUGAAAAAUGCAAAAAUGUCUGAUGAAUAUAGUGAUGGUGAUGAAGACACAGAAGAUAAAGAGGAAUCCGAUAAUAAUAAUAAUGAUAACAACAAUACAAAGGAAAAGUCACAAACAAUUGAAAAAUCAAACGCAAAGGAAAAUGUUAAUAAAGAUAACAAAAACAAUAAAAAAUCGGAAAUAGAAAGAGAAGGAUCUGUUAAUAAUGACAAUAAUGAUGAAGAUUAUGAAGAAGAACCACCUGAGGGUACCGGUGAGGGUAGUGAUUACUUUGAUGAGCCAACACGUGAGGAACUCCUAAAAAGUCUUAUUCAGAGAACUUUUAGUUUGAAUACCAUUAGUAUGAGUGAUAUGCAUAACAAAAGCGCUGACCAGAGAUGGGUUGAGUUCAUAACAGAAGUGGAAAGUGGUUUGGCGUCACUCAUGAGGGCAAUCACUCCCACAGCUUUAGAUGCUUUCUACGAGAUUCCCGAACUGAGCGCCGGCUGUUCCAACUCAUUGUUGAGGAUGUCUAAUGGUAUACAACAAACACAGGAGUGGGCCUUCAAAAUGCUCGACUCAAACGGCAAAUUUCCUACGGGUUUAUUGUCGGGCACACUGUCCUCUCUCGGAGCUUAUGACCAGUGCUUAGAAACGGUGGCAAUGGAUGACAAUAAAGAGCUGUUUAGAGGACAAUAUUGUAUACUUAAAAUGAGACCACCAAUGCCUCAAUUGAACGGUCGUAUCAGUUAUCAUAGACCGGUAAUCAGUCUGAAUGGCAGCAAAUGGGCCAACACAUGGAUAGACAGUCGUAUCGCAGGUCGGUAUGCGACCGGCUUUUAUUCAACGUAUAUCUAUAAUGCCUUAUGUCUACCAUCGACCUGUUCUGUCAAAGAACUUAACGCCAUAACCAGUAAAUAUAUCGGCGAUUACUUUGAUGUUAGUCUAGAUUAUUGCGAUCACAACACCACUGAUAGCAAUGGUUUGUCUAUUAUUAAUACAUAUCGUGGCCUUAAUGUUAUGCAACGUAUUGCUAUCAUUAUAAUAAUGGCAUCAAUAGUAUUGGUAUUUAUGGGAUCAUUGGUUGAAAUGUUUUGUCCAGAUUUUGUAAAAUUGCAAUCAUUUGGUCGACUUAUUGCAUGUUUUUCAAUAAUAUCAAACACACAAAAGUUAUUUUACAUAAAUCGCAAUAAAAUGGACAAAAAGUUGACAUUUGUUCACGGGAUACGUGUGCUGACAAUGAUUUGGAUUAUAGCCAUACAUACCUUUACUGUGGGAACACUGUUUGUACCGAUGCUUAUCUACCGUUUUGAAGACGAGGCCCGACAGUUUGGCAAACAACUGUCCACUCAAUUCAUAUAUAAUGGUUAUAUAUCUGUUAGUAAUUUCUUUUUCUUGUCGGGAUUGGUGGCCACCUAUGUAUCGAUUCCUCUCUUUAACAAAUCAUAUGGUCCGACAUUUUUCCGAUUUAUAUCUCUUCGUUGGUUUCGAUUUGUGCCGUCUGUUAUCGGUAUCAUAUGUUUCCAUAUGUUAUGGCCACUGAUGGGUUCGGGACCGGUGUUCAAACAAGUCUCACAGCAAUUGACUGAGCCCUGCACUACCAACUGGUGGACAAACAUUUUAUUCAUAAAUAAUUGGUUUUUAUUGCCGGAUAUGUGUUUAGUACACACUUGGUUUCUGAGCGCUGAUAUGCAGCUCCAUAUGCUAUCAUUUUUUGCAAUUCUGGCGCUAAGUAAGGCUAAGAGCUUCGGUAUUAUAUUAUGCACUGCCCUAAUCUUAUGUGGAAUUGGCAUACCGUCACUCGUCAACUACAAAACGUAUGGUCCGCCGAUGCCAUUACCAUUUAACGAGCCUGACCUGGACCAAUUUUAUCGCGACCUCAACACGCUAUAUCAUCCGACAUACAAUCAUUUAUCCACUUAUUUUAUCGGUGUUUUAGUAGGUUAUCUACUGUUUACACGAAAGGAAAUUAAGUUUAGUCUACCAUCCCGUGCGUUCAUGUGGAUAGUGCUACCAGUGCUGACACUGGGGGCCACAUUUGCCACUUAUUUGUGGACAGGACUUGAUUGGCAAUAUAGUAGAUUAACUGCCGCUACAUAUUCUGGUUUACACCGAUUUAUUUAUAUACUCUUUUAUGUAUGGAUUGCCAUCUAUUGCUCACAAAAUACUAAAAGUUUAUUGAAUCGAUUCUUUAGUUCAAACUUUUUCAUACCAUUGAGUCGAUUGUCAUUUUCGGUAUAUUUGACACAUAUUUUGGUCGUUUGGUAUUUUGUAUUAGAGACCAGAGAUAUGAUAAGAUUUACAUAUAAAGACUUUAUUUACUCAACUGGUGGUGUAAUAGUUUACACAUUUAUAAUAUCAUUUGUUUUAUAUUUAUUGUUUGAAUCUGUUUGGAGUAAUAUAUUGUCAUUGAUUUUCAAGAAAAACCAGAAGAAGAAUAGCGGGAAUGUCGGCGACACUCAAAAUGACCAAAAAAAGGCAGACAUUAAACAUAAUUACAUGCAAUCAACAAAUGGAAAGGAUAUGCAAUUAAAUUUAAGUGCAAACAGUGUCAGACAUUUAGCACAGUUUACAAACGGUAGUAAUGGUUCUCAGAGUAGCGAUAAUUGGAAAGAAAAGGCAGUCAAAGAUAUUAAUGGAAACUCAUUGCAUGAAUAUAAAGUCGAUUCAAUACCCAGGGGUACAGUGUUUGUUGAUGUUGAUGAAGGUGUAGGUGCUUUGCAUUCAACAAAUACUCAUAUAAACCACUCGUUUAUCUCUCGAUAUCAUUCAGAUAAUAAUAAUAAUAAUACUAAACUUUAG